This is a messenger RNA of Dinoponera quadriceps, 317 nucleotides long. RefSeq lists its product as uncharacterized. NCBI's taxonomy places the organism in Eukaryota, Metazoa, Arthropoda, Insecta, Hymenoptera, Formicidae. The transcript is spliced from 3 exons. The record is from RefSeq and is a predicted model, not a curated record. The coding region runs from base 1 to 306 and encodes 101 amino acids.
AUGCAGUUAGUCAGCUCUCUGGUAAUCGAGCAGUUUUUACAAACGCUCCCGGCAAACCAGGCAAGUUUAAACCACGGUGCAGUGAGUUCCAGUUCCGCCUUCACACCGAGUUCCUACUUCGUGCGCACGAGCCCUGUAAUAGCCGUCCGUAACAUAGCUCGCCUAGGUGCAGAGCCUGCUAUCCUUGUCAGACCCGCUUCGCAGAUAGCUCGCCUAGGAGCAGAGCCUGCUAUCCUUAUCGGCAACGCACAUUUACACGUGGCCGCUCGCCUAGGAGCUGAGUUAGCCAUCGUGAGUAUAACCUAGAGAACCUUACC